Thermothielavioides terrestris NRRL 8126 is the source of this 1050-nucleotide messenger RNA. RefSeq lists its product as uncharacterized. The transcript has a single exon. The coding region runs from base 207 to 854 and encodes 215 amino acids. The record is from RefSeq and is a predicted model, not a curated record. Lineage: Eukaryota; Fungi; Ascomycota; Sordariomycetes; Sordariales; Chaetomiaceae.
GGCAGUUGGCAGCAGCAACGAAGCGACCGGGUUAAGGAAGGCCGUUUUAUAGACGGCAGGUUCCCGAGCCCCGACGCGGAAUCACCCACCAAACCAAUCUUGGCUUCUCCAUCUUGUUCCGUGGGACCAAGGCCCAUGACCUCUCCUUCUUGCGUUCCUCUCGUACUCGCCGUCUAGUGUCCUGCUCGGCACUGAGACCGAUGCUAAUGGGUCCCAAGUUUAUUCUCGAUCACGCCGAUUACGGGCCACAGCUCAACGUGCUCGUGUGGCUGCUCCUCUCUCUGUCGGGCCUCUUCCUGUUCACCCGUCUCUACCUCAAGCACAGUCAGAAGCGGGGCCUCUGGUGGGACGACUGGAUCCUGCUGGCCUCCUGGCUCGCCCUGGCCGCAGAGGCCGGUCUGACUGCCUACCUCGUCAGCCUGGGCUACGGCAGGCAGCUCAUCCCCCUGAAGAAUCUUGCGCGCUUCGGCCUACCUUCCAACGUCCUGUCCACCCUGCUGAUCAUCUCGAACCUGUGGGGAAAGACGUCGUUCGGCAUGACGCUGCUGCGCAUCCCCGUCCGGCGGAUGAGGGUCUGCGUGUGGUUUAUCCUGACCUCGCUCACGGCCAUCUUCACGCUCAGCGUCGUUCUCGUCUGGGUCGACUGUCUCCCGUUCAGGACACCUAAGGCGUGCGUUCCGAUCGAUGUAUCGACAAGGUACAACGUUUUCUCCUGCGGUAAGGGGGUGUCGCAGUGCGGACUGGCCGCUAGAGGCAAGGGAUGGCUGACACCCAGGUCCCGUCAGUAUAUUCGGCUCUGGUGGAUGUGGCGCUCGCCUUCCUCCCUUGGAAAUACCUGCUGGGUCUGCAGAUGAGCAAGAAAGAGAAAAUCGGCGUCGUGGUAGCCAUGUCCAUGGGCUUGCUGUAGGUACCCGCUGUCCUCCUCAUUUGGCGGGUCUGUGUGGUGGCCGUUCUCGCUGACCGCGAGGGGCAGUGCAGGGGCAACAGCCGCCGUCAAGGCAACAACGAUUCCCAAAGUGAACGUUCCUGAUGCAAGUCAGUCUCGUCGGC